Molecule: messenger RNA, 2087 nt
Organism: Malus domestica (apple)
Lineage: Eukaryota; Viridiplantae; Streptophyta; Magnoliopsida; Rosales; Rosaceae
Product: protein HOTHEAD
Molecular function (GO): flavin adenine dinucleotide binding; oxidoreductase activity, acting on CH-OH group of donors
Source: RefSeq, a predicted model, not a curated record
ACAAGGCCAACCAGUGGAAGCCACAUAGAGGUUGAAGAGGCAGCUUCUUCUUGGUGACCGAGUGAGAGAAGUGCUUUUCAGUGGCGUUUGUCUGCUGCCCUUUCAAAUGGCCUUGGUUUGGGCGGUGAAGAAGCAGCUCCUUCUGCUUUUGGCUUUUUGGCUCGUCAACUUUCUCCCUUCUUCUCAUGGGAAGGGGAAUUUCUAUGAGUUCAGGUACCCAUUCAUCAAGAGAGCAAGCUCCUUCCCAUCAGUAUCAUCAUCUUCGUCCAGUGGGCACAACAAUGGCUAUGACUACAUAGUUGUGGGAGGAGGCACAGCUGGGUGCCCAUUGGCCGCAACCCUCUCAAAGAACUUCAAUGUCUUGGUGCUUGAAAGAGGGGGAGUCCCUUUUUCCAAUGCAAAUGUCUCAUUUCUUCAAAACUUCCACAUUGCUUUGGCAGAUACUUCACCUACUUCUGCAUCCCAACCUUUCGUUUCAACAGAUGGAGUCAUCAAUACUAGGGCUAGGGUUUUGGGUGGGGGCUCUUGCAUCAAUGCCGGCUUCUAUACUAGAGCAAGCACAAGGUUUAUAAAGAGAGUGGGAUGGGAUGCCAAGAUAGUCAAUGAGUCCUACCCAUGGAUUGAGAAGCAAAUUGUUCACCAGCCUAAGCUUGAGCCGUGGCAGGUGGCCAUAAGGGACAGUCUUUUGUCUGUUGGAGUUUCACCUUUCAAUGGCUUCACUUAUGAUCACGUUUAUGGAACCAAGGUUGGAGGAACCAUUUACGACCGCUUUGGCCGCCGUCACACUUCUGCCGAGCUACUGUCGUCUGGGAACCCUCAGAAACUCACUGUCUUGGUCUAUGCCACGGUUCAAAAAAUUGUCUUUGACAUAUCAGGGAAGAAACCAAGGGCAGUGGGAGUGAUCUUUAAAGAUGAAAAGGGGAAUCAGCACCAGGCAUUGCUUGCUGAUAAGCCACAGAGUGAAGUGAUAUUGUCUACUGGAGCAAUUGGAAGCCCUCAAAUGCUAUUGCUAAGUGGGAUUGGACCAAAAGCUGAUCUCCAAAAAUUGAAAAUUCCAGUGGUGCUUGAUAACAAGUUUGUUGGGAAGGGCAUGGCUGAUAAUCCAAUGAAUGCAGUGUUUGUCCCAAGCAGCAAGCCAGAAAAGCAGACACUAAUUGAAACUGUAGGGAUCACCAAGAUGGGUGUCUACAUUGAAGGCAGCAGUGGGUUUAGCCAGUCCAAGGAUAGUAUUCAGUGCCACCAUGGAAUUAUGUCAGCUGAGAUUGGGCAGCUAUCUACUAUUCCCCCAAAGCAAAGAACACCAGAAGCCAUUCAAGCUUAUAUUAGGAGCAAGAAAAACUUGCCCCAUGAGGCAUUCAGAGGAGGCUUCAUUUUAGAAAAAAUUGCCAGCCCACUUUCCAAAGGUGAUCUUAGCCUUGUCAACACCAAUGUUGAUGACAACCCCUCAGUCACCUUCAACUACUUCAGCCACCCAUAUGAUCUUCAACGUUGCGUUGAUGGAAUCCGCAUGGCCACGAAAGUUGUGCAGUCAGAACAUUUCACAAACUACACAAAAUGUGACAGGCAAACUGCGGAGAAGGUGCUUGACAUGAGUGUGAAGGCUAAUGUUAACCUUAUACCAAAGCACACCAAUGACACGAAGUCCUUGGAGCAGUUCUGCAAAGACACUGUGAUCACUAUUUGGCACUACCAUGGAGGGUGUCAUGUGGGAACUGUGGUUAGCCCCGAGCACAAGGUUCUCGGUGUAGACAGGGUCCGGGUUGUUGAUGGCUCGACGUUUUCUGAAUCCCCGGGGACUAAUCCUCAAGCCACUGUCAUGAUGAUGGGCAGGUACUUUGGAGUGAAGAUUGUGAGAGAGAGAUUGGGAACAGCAGCUGGUAUAUAAUGUUAAGGAAAUAAGGCCCAAGUAGCCAGUAGGAUUUUAAGAGGUGACUCAGAGGGUUAGUUGAAAAAGUGUGUUGUGAUGUAAUUUUGGUUGUUUGAUUCUUAGGAAGCUUUGAUGUGUAAAAAUUGCUUACCUCCCCUGGGAAAUCCGUGUUAUGAUUAUCUCUUAAUUCUAUAAUCUUGACUAAGUGGCUUGGUAUUAA